AAGUUUGACAGCAUUUGACAGUUAACAGUCUUCCUCUGUGGGGAACGGUUUGGUAUUGUUUGAUUAAAAAUUUUAGUAAUGUGCACGAAUGUAUCGUAAAUAAUUCAAUUAAAAGAAACAUGAUAUAAGAUGUAAUUUAUUUAUAUAAAAUAACUAAAAUGAAAUUAAUACAAUAAUUAAAAACCGACAUCGUUGGUCAUGGAUGACAGUCUUAUUCACGUUUUUAAAAUACUUGAAAGUUACUGAUUCGAUAAGCUCACUCAGUGUUUGAGACACAUUAAUAAUUCUAUAAUAGUUACACAAUGGCUUCUGCCAUGGAGCAACAACAACAACAGCAGCAACAGCAGCAGCAGCAACAGCAACAACAGCAGCAACAGCAACAGCAAACUACUUUAGAAUUUUAUCAAGCAAUGGCUGAUUUUAAAAAUAUGUUUCCACAAAUGGAUGAUGAUGUGAUCGAGGCUGUAUUAAGAUCUAAUCAAGGAGCUGUUGAUACGACAAUUGAUCAGUUACUAACUAUGAGUACCGACAAUGAAAAUGAAAAAAUUAGAAGCGAAUUAGAACAAAGUGAAAAGUCACCGAGUACCUCAAAAUUGCCACCAAUAGAUUCAAAUAUAUCAAUAAAAAGUAUACGUAAAUGGCAACCUGCUAUGUUAGGACCAUUACCAGAUACAUUCCUUAGACUUUCUCAACAAGUUCCAGAAGAUAGUUUGGAUUCAUCAUAUUUACAAGAUAAUUCUAUGUUAGAAGAUGAAAGAAUUGCUAUGUUUCUUCAGAAUGAAGAAUUUAUGGCUGAACUACGUUGGAAUGAAGAUUUUCUGUCAACCUUAGAAAAUGACACAAAAAUACAAGGAACAAACCUUGAAAAGUGCAGUGGUCAAGUUGGCCACGAUGAUGAAGAUCUUUUUAAAGAAAGACUAAAGAAUAUGGGAAAAGUGUCCCGACGUAAGUUUGCACAACUUACUAAAGUGUUCACACGCAGUAAAAAACGUGGAGGUAGACAAUUAUUACCUCCAACAGCUUCUUGCGAUGAUUUAUUGGAUCCUGAGGAAUCAUCUAGAUCUCAACCUUAGACAUUUGAUCAAUUUCCUUAUUUUAUUCACAAAAAACUUCAGUAAUUGAUACUUAUAAUGAUGUGUCGUCCAAAAGUAAGAAAAGCAUAUCCACAUUAAUAACUAAAUGGAAAUUUACGAAAAAAAUUUAGAUGGAAAUAGUUUUACCUAUACAGAUUGUUUAACAAUAAGCUAAAAGUAGCAAAGUUUAUGUCCUGAACAAUGAUUAAUACAUCAGUACUUACUGGGUUGUUUAAAUAACUCUACUCAAAAGCUUAGAAAGAUCAAAAAGCAGCAUAUGUGAAUAAUACUACUAGAUAUUAUUUUAAAAAAAAAGAAAAAAAUAUAAAACUAUAAAAUAUUUCGUAUUUUAAUAAUAUAUUAUAAAUAAGAACACAUUCUAUAAAGCAGCAGUACAAUAAUUGCUACUGUCAUAUUGUUAAAAUUGGUAUAUGUGAAAUCUUGAUGAUAAAAUUGUCUUUUAAUCAUAAGAACAUACAUUUUAUUUAAAUUUUUAUGAAUGGUAUAUUACUGUUAAUUUAUAUUAUUUAUACAUAGUGAAAUGUUGAUUUUACUUUACGAAAUUUAUAACUGUUUUUCGACAGAAGCUUUUCACAACUUAUUUUUAUUUAAAACAUGACAUUUGUAAUUCAUAGUAAAUGUUGUUAAAGUAUAAAAUAAACAAUACUUACGAGUACUGCAUUAAUUAUACAAUGAUAGAUACAAUGAAACUAUUAAAAUCAAAAAAUACAUUGAGGAAAUUAUGAUAUGUUUAAUUUAAAAAUGAUUCUAUAAUUCAGAAUUGAUUGGUAUAAAAGUAGACUUUGUUUUAUAUUGGGAAAUCUAACAUUAUUGUUAUAGCAAUAAUAAUAUUUUCGAAUUUAUAAAUACAUUUCCCAAAAAUACCUAUUUAGAGGUAUAAGUGUAAUGAAUUCUAGUCUGUUUAUCUAGCCAUGACUUAUUUAAUAAUAAAUAUCAAGCGUUGCAUUAUAACGUUGGCGUAGAAGUUAUGUGAACGAACAUAAUUAAAUAUGACGAUAUAUCCUACAAAUAUGAGAAUGAAUUAAAAAAUACUAAACUCAAAUAUACUGAUGUAAAAAUAAACCAUAUAGUUUUUAGUGUCUGAUAAAUCAAACUUUGUUCAACGUAUUAAUGUAUAUUUUUAUUUUCUCAUUAUUGUAAUAUAUAAUACAAGUUAUGAAAGGUUUACGAAAAUAAAAUAAAAUUUAUAGUAUAUGAAAUAUUACAAAACUAUUUUUUAUAAAACAUACAAUAGUAUCAUACAUUAUACAGCAGUAACUAAAAGUAUGAAACAAAAAUAUUUAACAAUCUUAACAAACUUAAAAUCGA
Messenger RNA from Megachile rotundata (alfalfa leafcutting bee), 2402 nucleotides. Its product is annotated as CUE domain-containing protein 1. Gene Ontology annotation, molecular function: ubiquitin binding. The record is from RefSeq and is a predicted model, not a curated record. Lineage: Eukaryota; Metazoa; Arthropoda; Insecta; Hymenoptera; Megachilidae.